AUGUCGGACCCAAGCCUUCAGCUGCCGCUGAUCGAGCCCAGCGUGCCCGCGGCCGCCUCCCGCGCAGCACCGCCGCUGCGGAAUCGGAUCGAUCCCAUGGAGGAGGAGGGCGCAGUGGCGACAUCGAAUCGCGGCCGACACACGUCACGGGAGGAAUGGGCGAUGAGCGGGAACGAUGCGCGCUACGACGCCGACUCCGCCGUGCUCGUGGCCAAGAUGCAAUGGCUCGCUUGCUUCGAUUCAGCUCUCUCGGCAGCAGAAGUGGGGCUGGAGCGGGUGGGGGUGGAUGCCGAUUGA
Emiliania huxleyi CCMP1516 is the source of this 297-nucleotide messenger RNA. RefSeq lists its product as hypothetical. Bases 1 to 297 code for a protein of 98 amino acids. The transcript has 3 exons. Lineage: Eukaryota; Haptophyta; Isochrysidales; Noelaerhabdaceae. The record is from RefSeq and is a predicted model, not a curated record.